Molecule: messenger RNA, 420 nt
Organism: Ostrinia furnacalis (Asian corn borer)
Lineage: Eukaryota; Metazoa; Arthropoda; Insecta; Lepidoptera; Crambidae
Product: ubiquitin carboxyl-terminal hydrolase 7-like
Exons: 3
Coding region: 1-420 (139 amino acids)
Molecular function (GO): protein binding
Source: RefSeq, a predicted model, not a curated record
AUGUAUCCAUUCAGCAGAUACAUAAAGUCGCUUACUCCGCAGCAAAACCUGAUGCCCGAGGAGUCGUCGUCGAAGUCGGAGGCGGUGUUCCGGUUCACGCAAAACCUGAUGCCCGAGGAGUCGUCGUCGAAGUCGGAGGCGGUGUUCCGGUUCACGGUGCUCAACUUCAAGACGCGGCGGCGCUCGGUGGAGUCGCGGCCCUUCCACUUCCACGAGCUGCCGUGGAGCAUCAAGAUGGUGCCGCGGUUUGAGAACACCACCAGCUUCUCGGAAAGCAAGUUCUUUGGAUUGUAUCUCAGAUGCGAGGGCAUCAAGGACAGCCAGUGGGCGGUGUCGGUGCGCGCCGAGCUACGGCUGGUGGCGCAGGCGCCGCGCGCGCGGAACAUCGCCAUGCAGAUACACAAGACCUUCACCAAGUAA